Macrobrachium nipponense is the source of this 4425-nucleotide messenger RNA. RefSeq lists its product as uncharacterized. The record is from RefSeq and is a predicted model, not a curated record. Gene Ontology annotation, cellular component: SCF ubiquitin ligase complex. Gene Ontology annotation, biological process: SCF-dependent proteasomal ubiquitin-dependent protein catabolic process. NCBI's taxonomy places the organism in Eukaryota, Metazoa, Arthropoda, Malacostraca, Decapoda, Palaemonidae.
UGAAAUGCCAGCUCUCAAAGAUGUCAUACCUCUUGAAAAUAUGUGUGUACAGAAAAUCACACAGCAUCUUGUUGAUAUUGUGCAACUUUCCUCUAGUAAAAUAAAGGAAAAUCAAGAUAGUAGUAAUUCAGAAAGUAAUAUCUCAAAGGAAUGUCAAGAAAAUGGUAAUGCCCAGAAUGAAGCCGAGUCAUUUGUAUUAGAGAUCAAGCCAAAAGCUGAUGAUAAGGAUGAAAGUUGUGAUCAACUGAAUGAUGAAAGACUUGAAACGUACAGAAAAGAGCUUAUAAGUCUGCUGACUUCACAUUCAGAUGUGUCUCUUCAUGACAAGCUGUUUUCUGCUUUUGUAUCAAAAUGCAGCGACUAUUACAUUGCCAAGAAGAAAUUACGACCUUGUAUUCAAAAGUUAGUGCCCAAAUUUCUUAAUUCAUGCCUGAGGGAACUGGAUUUUGGGAAGUCAAGAAUGUUCUCAGAAGCUGAAAUGUGUCAGAUAAUUUUUGAUCAUCUGGAAAAUGCAUCUCGACUGCAAACGUUAGAUAUUGGGAGAUCUUGUUAUUGGAGAAUUGGUGUAUUUGAAAAUUUGAGCUCAAAACUUAAAAGUCUUCCAGAACUGACUGUUUUGAAAAUUCAGUAUAUUUGUACUCCAGAAAUGAUAACUGGAUUGGCAGAUGCUUGUCCAAACAUUUUGGAAUUAAAUCUCAAAGGAUCUGAAAGGAUAACAGAUGAGGAUUGUAGUGAAAUAGCAAAAUGUGUCAGUUUGAAGUGCUUAGACAUUACUGGAACAAGAAUUACUGGAAAAGGAUGCUGGAAAAUCAUUGAUUCUAUCAAGGUUUUGUCAUGGUUACAACACUGUGCCUUUAAUUGUAAUUCUGAUGCUCUCCUCUUUGAAUCCAGAGCUCAGUUAUUUGAUUGUAUCAAGCAGCAGGUUAAUCGCCAAAAUGAACCUGUUGAAAUGGUUGGAUCUCCAGGAUUGAUAAAUGUAUUCAGUCUGAAAAACUUCUGGCUUUUUAAUCCUCGUACAGAAGAUAUGUUUUCAAUGCUUCUGUGUCCACAUUUAGAAUUUUUACGGAUGGAUUUCAUCUUUCAAGAUUUGAUUGAAGAGCCUGAUGUUGAAGUUAUAUCUCAGAUCCCAAUGAUCAACAAGCUUCAAGCUAAUCUGUAUGAUCGCUGUGUUGUGGAUUUGGUGUCCCAAAUGAUUGAGGGAUGUGGGUGUAAACUAACCACUCUUGAUCUUCAUUUAGCAGAUGAUUAUUUUUAUGCUGCUCAGGUUCAUAAUGUGGUGGCUCGCUGCUGUCCAAACUUAGUAAAUCUAAGUUUUUCAGGAGAUUACAAAGCAGAUUCGGAGCGUGUCUUUAGGGCCCGUCAUAGUUUGGAUGAGAGUGAUGACUGUUUGGAUUUUGAGAUCCAGGCUCCUGCACACCCGCACCUAGAAAACCUCAGCAUAACAGGUGUGGUCACCGAUUCACGUCUACGUUUUCUUUUGAGCCAUGCACCAGCAGUUCGUAAUUUACAUUUAGAUGGUGAACUUGAAUGGCUUCAUGAUGACAUGUUCAAGACACUUCUGGAUGAGAAUCCUCUAACAAAAUUGGAGUACGUAUGGUUUAAUGUGUCUACGACAAUCACACUGAAUACAGUACGUCUCUUGCUGCUCCAUGAAAAUUCAGUUCGCACCAUUGGUCGCUUGUGUCACAUGGCUGAAAUCCACAAUGAGUGAGUAUCAAGAACUCCAGGAUUUAGUUCGCCAAAGGAAUCUUGAUGUGAAGCUUAUAUGGGUGACAGAUGAACGAAGCAGGUAACACUGCAUCAUGGUAAAACUUUGUGAUGUCGCCUGAUAAAUGUUUACCUCUUUGUAGAGUAUGACACAGUAAAAUGGCGGCUAACUGAAUGAAUGCACAAUAUAUAUAUAUAUUUUGAAUCGAAUGUCCUGUGUAAUAUUUUGAACGAUGCACACUUUUCUCUAGGAACUUCAGUUAUCUGCAAAGAGUUAAAGAUUAUUAUGGAAUGGAACUGCGUGUGAGACAAGCUUUAAUGAUUUUUCAAGUGAUGCCAAUGAGUAUUUUGUGAUACAGUAUUUUUUAAAUGUAAUUUAACCACUUUAAAGAUAGAAAAUAUAUUACAUUUAGUAUUUGUGACUGUAAAGUGUACUGCAUUCAAAAUGUAGCCUGACCUUAAAAAAUGGGAACUAAAUGCAAGAGUGAUUGUUUGUUGUAAUUCUCUUGACUGAAAAUUUUUUAGUUUUGCAGUGCAACUAAAAAUGGUAGAUUGGUCAGCUGAAGGUUCGUUGAACUUUGUUGCUAUGAUUUUUUAUACAUGACAGUAAUUGACUGGCAGCUAUUGCACCUAUGCAUUAAAUCCACGAGAAACUCAGGAAGACUGAAAUCAAAGGGACUACAUGAGCCUUAGGUUUUGACAGUAAAAAUCUUGUAGUUUUUGUUGUCAAGACAUGUCAUUAUCAAUCUUUAAUGGAAGGAGGUAAGUUAAGGUUUUAAAUUCUAACCUUCUUUGCCUAUUUCCAUGCUAGAUGAAUACUUUUUAUCUUCUCAUAAUGUGUGUUAAAUUCAAAUUACUUUGUUGAGAGCUAUGCAAUAUGUACUGUAUUGCUAAAUAAAUUAGUCAAAUUACUGUAUACUUUGUUUGCAAAAUGUUAACUGAUGCAAGUGAUUGUCCUGGUAAUUAUUUUCAGUCUCAAGUUUCCAAAUCUUUGACUAGUUUCCACUUGUAAAUUGCAGUUUUCCCUCCUAUCAGAACCUUUCUUGACAGUUUCUGGGAUAUAAGUUAUGAAAAAUACAAAUUGGUUAAAAAUUUGUCCUUUUUCAUAAUCUGUAUAUUAUAUGUUUUUUAAGUGGAGGCAAUCAUCUAAAUCAAUUUGUUGUAGUUUAAUAACAAAAUACUGAAUUUUAGACUUUUUGGAUGAAAAUUAACAUUGUCAAACUUAGACAAAUGCUGAGGUAUUGUCUUAACUCACUCCUAGUUGGAAUCAACAAAGAUUUUUCCAAAUUGGUAAAUCUGAAGAGUAAGCAUUUUCUAGGAUUUAAGAUCAGUAUUAAUGUUCUCACAGUCUUGUGUGACUUUUCAUGUAACUAAAUAUACCUUAAAAUGGUAAAUAGAAAUAAAGAGGGUGGUGUAUAGUGAUCUCUGGUGCUUAAGGAGGUAUUGUACUUUAAUGUUAUGACAUGAAUUAGCAAAGAGAACAGUGAAACUAUUUUAUAAUGACUCUGAAAUCAAUAUCAUAGUAUAGCUAUACUAGUACAAUAUUUGGCUGCACAAUAUUAUAUAGGAGGUUGGUACUGUAUUACCUUUUGAAGUGCCAUCCUGGAUGCAGCAGGUUUAAAAAGGAAGAGGAAUGUUCCUUAGUUGCCAAUGAUCUACAGUGUGCUGCAUACAGCAAACUGUAAGCAGUACAAAAGGUUCUUUGCAGCACUCUUCCAGGCUCUAGCUUCUUUUCUUCGUGCCUUGUACUACUUUCAUUAGUUUCAUGCUGUCACUUCCAGCUUAGCUAUCUGACUAUUUCCCACUUUUCAUUAAAGUUUUUAUUAGUCAUUUGAAAAUAACUAAUUUCUACCUUUCUUGUUAGAGUACAAAUGACUCUAGUGUUCAGGUUUAAUUACGUCAGGAAAGAAGCAUUGCUAAUAGGUGAUGGUUUCAUUUUUUUAUCAUUUUUUUUAUUAUAGUAACUUUCAGAACAAUGCACCAGUUGUAUAGCAUAACUCCUAUUAAUUAAGUUUUGUUAAAUGCUUAGUUUGCUUACAUGAGCUGAUUACCAUAUUGCCAACCUUCCAAACCUUUGAAUGUAGCUUAGCUUUUGUGAUAUGAUCUCCCAUAGUCUUCGGUUUGAAUUUCUUGCCUAAAAGCACCAUACAGUAAAGCUUACUUUCCUUUCAUUUAUUCAUUCAGCGUUAUAGUAUUUCAUUUCAUGAUAUACACAUUUUAACAUUAUUUUUUUAGUAGUUGCUAAUUAGGCAUAACUAUUUGUUUCAUAUUAAAAUUAUUCCUUUUCACUCAAGUCCUGUCAGCGUUGAAAUGUUUAGCGCUCUAAGCUAUUUUAUAUAGGUAAUUAAUACACAUACAUAGGCAGCUUUUUUUGUUGAAGGUUGCUAGGCUAAUUGAGGGCCUUUUGGGUUGUUUUUUAAGAAUGCAUACAUUAUGAGUACAGGCACCGUAAUAAUAAUUGUUGCUCCAUUGGGCACAUAGAAGAGAACAAUAGAAGUUGAGGAAUAGAGAUAGUGGGGUUGAAAAGAAAUUAAAGUAUAGUAGUACGUAUAUUGAUUAUAGAUAGAAUUGAACUAAACUGGCUGUUAUUACUAUGAUUAAAGUACAGGACAUAAACUGUUCCAAAUAAGGUGAUUAGUUGGAAGUAAGGGCUAAUAAUUUAUAUUACACAAAUUUGUCAAGUGAAAAUCAUUGUUGAUGAUAGUUUCUUGCAUUGUA